AUGGCUUGGUGUUGGUUAUGGACGCUCUGCUUGGUGCAAUCGGUGGUUCCAGCUUUGGCAAUGGACAUUGUCGGAGAAGUAAACCGCUUCUUAGCCCUGUUGUUGCUUGGUGUCGCCUUUUAUCUCGCCUUCCUGUACAGGGACCGUGUGGUCACAUUGAUGACAGGGGACGAUCGUGUGCACUGCGAUCUGAACUCCAGUGUUUGGCAGGUUCUCACGUGCUGCCGUUUUUGCGAGGGUGAGUGGACUCGAGUAUUGACAUCUUCGUGCUGCUGGCCCUUCCGCAGUUCCAAAGGCAAGAAUCUUUUGCAUCUAUUGGGCCAGCGCCUGGGGCUAGUCCAGAUUCCGAUAGAAGUUGAGAAUAUCAUUGUCGGAGACCUUCCAGCAGUUCGGUCUGGCGAUUUCUAUUUGACAGUCGAAACAAGCAGCAACCCUCCACAAAUCACAGCAGUGGUCGAGAACUGCGAUCCGAAAGUGGUCAAUUUUCCAGAUUCGCUCAUUAUCAAGGUGCGGAGGUCAACUCUAGACAGCAACGUACGGUUUGUUGUGAAGAAGAUGCAUGCAGUGGGCAGUGUGGAGAUCUGCGAGUGCUACAUCAGUCCCAAGAUGCUGCUGUAUUGGAUGGAGCAUGAACAAGGACCAGUUCGCAUCCGCAUGGAGCCUUGCAGAAGAGACUACAACUUCACUCUUCCGGCUUGGAUCCUGAUAGAGUUGCGGGAGCAUCUUGCACCCAGUCGAGGUGUCAGCCAAUUUGAUCUCACAGUACGUGAUGCCAAGACUGGCGAUAGCAUUGAUUACGAUGAUGCCAACAACUUCAAAAAGACAUACGAGUUGCUCCAUGUCACUGGCUUUCGAUCUCAAGAGCCAGACGAGAAUAUGGUUGGAAACAUUGACGCGGCCUAUCGUCGCAAGGCUAUGUGCUUGGGCCAACUCUUCAUGAUGCUGCUGUUGGGCUCCGGGACCUAUAUGGUUUCGAGAUUGUACUGCAUGGCUUGCUUUCAGAAGUAUUCCGAGAUCACGGUUUUGAACAACUUCGGCGUCUUGUUCCCCGUGUUCGAUCAUGACAAGACCUUUUACAGGGAACGAUGCAAUCUCAACUCCAACUUGUUUGUGGGCAUGUUCGAGGAUGACGUGCUUUCUGGGCAGGCUCUAUCAAACGAGAAGGUGGAUCCCAACUGCACCGUGACUCGCGAGCAAGUGAUGCACACGUGUGACGACCUUCCCAUUGGAGCACGCCAUCCGAAUCUUCGGAUCAGCCUCGGUUUCUUUGACGUGUACAUUCCUUGCUGGCAGCAGACCUGUCCGAUGGAUGAUGUUCUUCGGGGCUGGGGCAGCUGGCAUGUGAUGUUCGUUGUGAUCAUGUUCCUGCUCAUCCUCUGCACAUGGGGAGCGUGCAAUUGGCACAUCCUGAAUUUGCAGGACCAUGUUCUGACGGAGUCCCGUGGAAUGGCAUACACGCACGUGCAGCAGUCCCCCGGCCUGCUCUCGCCCUGA
Molecule: messenger RNA, 1494 nt
Organism: Symbiodinium sp. CCMP2456
Lineage: Eukaryota; Dinophyceae; Suessiales; Symbiodiniaceae
Source: the annotation of a GenBank genome assembly